Molecule: messenger RNA, 1371 nt
Organism: Arabidopsis lyrata subsp. lyrata
Lineage: Eukaryota; Viridiplantae; Streptophyta; Magnoliopsida; Brassicales; Brassicaceae
Product: serpin-Z4
Exons: 2
Coding region: 158-1339 (393 amino acids)
Molecular function (GO): serine-type endopeptidase inhibitor activity
Source: RefSeq, a predicted model, not a curated record
AAAUUUCAUAAAAGUUACUUUAUUUACUUUAUAAUCGACUAAUCGUGGCUAAGGUGAUGAGUCGAUGACUAUUCAAAUUUAUUUUGAAACAAGAUAUCAUAUUCAUCACCAUUCGUCCCCACGCCUCUCUCUCGUCUAAACAAAAAAAGGACAAACCAUGGAGUUGGGAAAAUCAACGGAGAAUCAAAACGACGUCAUGGUAUUACUAGCAAAGCAUGUCAUCGCUACCGUUGCCAACGGCUCCAACCUCGUCUUCUCACCAAUGUCAAUCAAUAUUUUGCUCUGCUUGAUCGCAGCUGGUUCCAACUGCGUCACCAAAGAACAAAUCCUAUCAUUCCUCACGUUACCCUCAUCGGAUCACCUCAACGCGGUCUUGGCCAAGACCGUAUCUGUUGCCUUCGCUGAUGGAUUGGAGAGAAAUGACUUGCACUUAUCUACGGCUUAUGGUGUAUGGAUUGACAAAUCUUUAUCCUUCAAGCCUUCCUUUAAAGAUCUUUUGGAGAACUCCUAUAACGCUACUUGUAGUCAAGCUGACUUCGCAACCAAACCUGCUGAAGUGAUUAAUGAAGUGAAUACAUGGGCUGAAGCCCACACCAAUGGACUCAUCAAAGAGAUUCUUUCACACGAUUCUAUCAAGACUAUCCGUGAAAGUACGCUAGUAUUUGCAAAUGCAGUGUACUUCAAAGGAGCUUGGAGCAAAAAAUUUGAUGCAAAGUUAACAAAAAAUAACGAUUUCCAUCUUCUUGACGGCACCACGGUGAAAGUCCCCUUCAUGACCAAUUACAAGAAGCAAUACCUAGAAUAUUAUGAUGGUUACAAAGUUUUGCGCCUUCCUUAUGUAGAGGAUCAACGUCAAUUCGCCAUGUACAUUUAUCUUCCUAAUGACAAAGAUGGAUUACCUACUCUGCUUGACGAAAUAAGCUCCAAACCCGGAUUUCUUGAUAACCAUAUUCCGCGCCAGCGUAUAUUAGUGGAACCGUUCGGAGUUCCCAAGUUUAAGUUCUCUUUUGAAUUUAAAGCUUCAGAUGUUUUGAAGGAAAUGGGGCUGACUUUACCAUUUACACAUGGUAGUCUAACCGAGAUGGUUGAGUCGCCUUCCAUUCCCGAGAAUCUAUGUGUUGCCGAGAAUUUGUACGUCUCAAAUUUUUUUCACAAAGCUUGCAUUGAGGUGGAUGAAGAGGGAACUGAAGCUGUUGCCGUUUCUGUUGCCAGCAUGACAAAGGACAUGUUGUUGAUGGGAGAUUUCGUAGCUGACCAUCCAUUUCUAUUCACAGUGAGAGAAGAGAAGAGUGGAGUGAUUUUGUUCAUGGGUCAAGUUCUUGAUCCUUCAAAACAUUGAUUGAAAUUAUUUGUUGUAUUUUUGUGUGUUUA